Molecule: messenger RNA, 8265 nt
Organism: Diabrotica balteata
Lineage: Eukaryota; Metazoa; Arthropoda; Insecta; Coleoptera; Chrysomelidae
Source: the annotation of a GenBank genome assembly
AUGAAGAAUAAAUCUGUUCGGCAUAAGGAUUCCAAUACGUUUAAGUUCUUACCAUUUUCUGAAAGAAUAUCUAAUAUUGACAUUGAUAUUUUCCAUAAAGUCCCCCAUGAAUAUAAUUCACAAGAUGAAGAAAAUGAAACGUUUUUUCAACAAACCAUUACAAAAUGGAGUGUUAUGAAUUUAAGUCAAGGAUAUGAAAAAUUUCAACGAGAUAUACGUUCCUAUGAAUAUAUUACCCUUCCACAACUAUUGUUGGUCAAAGAUCAUCUAAUCAAAACUGUGUUAGAGUAUGUUAAAGAAGGAGAUCCCUUGUAUUUGCAACCACUUUUAGAGUUAAUUGUAGCAUUAGCCAGAGACCUUCAGAAAGAGUUUCAUCAAUAUUUCCCAGAAGUUUUGGAAACCCUCAUUAAACUAAUGAACACAAAAAACACUGAACAACUUGAAUGGAUAUUCACAUGUUUGGCAUACUUGUUCAAAUUUCUUUGGAGAUCCUUAGUAAAAGAUAUACAUUCAGUUUUUAAUACACUUCUUCCUUUGCUAUCUGAUAGCAAACCAGAAUAUAUAAAUAAUUUUGCUGCAGAAAGUUUUGCUUUUGUCGCCAGGAAGGUGAAGGAUAAGAAAACAUUUUUGAAUAUUCUCUUGAAGACUGUUAAAAGUCAACCUGAUGGAGUCCCAGGAUGUGGAAAGUUAUUAUUUCAAGUAAUUUGUGGCGUUGAUGGCCAAUUCCAUAGCUGCGCAGAGACUAUUUUCCCGUUUCUGCUUGAUUCGCUAACAUCUGAAGGUUCAUCCCAGAUCAUACUCUUCGAAGUGUUAGAAAAUGUUAUCGCUAAUUUAGUAAACAAUAUAAAACCGCAAAAAGGAGACUUAGUUUGGUCAACAUACACAUCCACCCUGAAAACAUUAAUUGAGAAAUACAGUGCUAACCCCAACGAGGCUAUUAUUAAUGAUACAAACUAUGUAUUGAAGUUGAUAGGGCACACAGUUGAGUAUAAAAGUGCAAAGUUUGUACAGAAACCUACCUCAUUGAUUGAUAUUCUCUUGGAACUACUCAACACAUUUAAUCAGUCUGAACAAACUGUACUAUUAAUUUGCCAGAUCUGUAUUUUACUUCUCAUAUCGAACAAUUUGAAGCUAUCUCAAGAACAAGCUUCUAUUUUAACCAGAAAAUUACUAUCAACGUCGCACAAAAAAGUAUUUUUAUCUUUCGUUGACAAUAUCAAAACAUCUUCUUCGUUUGAAGCUCUAAUUUUACCGAAUUUUCUACGUUACUGUGUUAAAAACGCCUUAGACGUCGAGUCCUUUCAUCUUUUGGUAAAAAUAUUGAUGCAUAAGUCUCCAUCUUGUGUAAACGGGAUAAAUUUACUCAAUCAUGUGAAAUAUAACUUGGAUUUUAAAGAAUCUAAUGGAUACGUUGUGGAAAUUCUGGUCAAUAAGAUUAAGGAAAGUAGUAAAGCUUUACUAACUGGGGAUGUCGAUGACUAUUAUUGUAGUUUAGUGUGUUUGCCUCAUGUUGCCACUAAAAUAAACGAAGACAUUUUUUCGCUUUUGGAAGAAAUUAUCAACAUGCUUCUAAAGAGUCUUACCGAAGAUCUUUCUAAAUCAGAUAUAAAAAAGUCUCUGUUUUUAAUAAAUAUUACCUUGGAAUGUUUGAUUCAUCUACAUAUUGACCAUAAAAGACUGUUUAAACUCUUCGAGGACCAUAUUUUUGAACACUUGUUGAACCUUGCCGGAAAGUUGGAAUACAUCAGUAGUUUACAGAGUCUUGAUUUAGUGAUUACUUAUUUAGGAAGAGAAGAUCCCGAUUGUCUUUCUAUGAAUUUGCUCUUGAAGAUAAAUCAGGGUUUGAAAAAUAAUUUUAAUUCUCCAUUUCACGAGGUGCGACUGUUGACUGCACAUGUAUACACCGCUUUCGAGCAUUUACCAGAUUUCAAAUUAAAACAUAGUACAGAUCCAGAGGCACACACGGAAGAAUGGAAAGUGUUCAGCCUCAUGUACAAAGUAGAAUCAAUAGAAGCUCAUGUGCAUACCUACAGAGAUCAAUUGCAAAGUUUAGAGAGGUUAACUUUCGAUAAACCUCAAAUGCUGAUGUGCAAGCAGACUGCGUUCUCUACGAUACCACUUCGGUAUCUCUGUGGAACGUUAUUUAUAAAUUUUCAGCUUCUUUGGGAACCAGUCAUAAAAAUUAUUACAUCGUACGCCAACGGAAUGGAAAUAAAUACCUUCUGGGAGAUCUUUGGAGAAGAAUUAAAACUUGCUCCUCAGUUGAUAUCGACCCCUCCAGAACCGUCUGUGGAUCUACUUCAGAGUUCUUGUACUACUUUAGGAGAUUUCUACCAAGAAAUACAAACGCUUAAAUCAAAACCUGAUUUUAGCAACUACCGACUUUUGCUAUGGAAGGCUUUGGUGUCUUUUGCUAAUGUUGCUGAAGCAAAAACUAGGGAUGUAUCACAAUUACUUUUGACGUUUGUAUCUACAGAGUAUAUGGUAGCCAGUUCGGACUCAGUACCUUCUCAAAGCAUUAAACAAAAUGUUCAGACAGAUGCCCUCGAUGAAAGUUGUGCUGACAAGGACGAUACAGAAGAUUCCGAAGAACGCCGAACCAACAAAGGCAGUCGUAAAAAUGGCAAAAUAUUGAUAAAAACGUUAUUGCAAACAUUGAACGUUUUUGCACAAUUCAAGAGCCCUUUGUCGAUGUACAGAGAACCGGAACUUGCUAAGCUCUACUUCGAUUUGCUUCAAAACAAAGAUUCUGGAAUUCAAAAAGCCGCCCUCGAUUGUAUUUUUACCUACAAACACAAAUAUUUAUCCCCGUAUAAAGAAAGUCUGUAUAAUAUGGUCGAUGAUAAGAAUUUCAAGAACGAAAUGACUACAUUCAGGGUAGAUAAAGACAGCAAUUUGGUUCUAUCUGAACAUCGAGAUGGCUUGAUUCCAAUAGUGAUGCAAAUAGUUUUCGGAAAAAUGAACAUUAAAACAGGCUUAAGAACGGGAGGUAAAUCGUCGAGCCAAAUGAGAAGAAGUACAGUUUUCAGAUUCCUAGCUGGGUGCCAAGAAAAAGAACUAUUGGGAUUCUUGCAAAAAGUUCUUAGAGUGUAUAAUAAGUUCCUCGUCGAUGAUUCGUUCGAUAUGGUAAACACAGUUUACAAAGAUUGCAACUUAGAAACAUUUUUACCGCCUAAAAGAUUGCUAAGUACCAUCAAUUUGUUGGGAGUUAUUCACGAGCAAUGUGGAGGUCUGAUGGGCGAUGAAAUUUUGACGUAUCUCUUAAACGUCAUCCUCGUUAUUGGUAGUCACUUGAAGUUUGCAUUUGACCACAUUUCCGAAGUACACGCAGGCUAUCUCGCAAUAAUAAGAAACCUAAGAGUAUCGUGUAUCAAAAUAGUAGAAAAAUUCUUCGACCAUUUCGAUCAAUACCCUUGGACAACACGACAAAUUGACGCCCUAUUUGCAGUCUUUGUUUGGCCAUAUUUAGACAAACUGAACAUUGAAGGUAUACACAGUCCGACAGCUCUACUAAAACUAAUAGUUCAAUGGGGAUCAAAUCCCAGAUAUUUCUGUUUGUUGGUAAAGUAUAGAAACGUAGAUCCGAAUCAGUAUAUUUUACCGCAUGUUUUGAAGUUGUUGGUUAACGAAAAAAGUCACAUUAGUGUUGUUAAUGUGAUAGAAGAGAUGUUGGAAAAACUUCUUAGUUUGCAACCAGACGAAGACGACAUUAAAAAUGCUCUGCAAGUGAACGAUGUAGUCACGAUUGAACAAGAUAUUUUAGAUAAAGUCGGCAUCGUAGAUAACUUGAACUAUGGUAGUAUGAUUCUGCUUCCACAUGUUUCUAUUAUUCUCUCAAAAAUAGAAAAGAAACUCUUGACCAAAUCUAAAAAUCUGAACCAGAAAGAAUUGUUCAUACUAUCCAGGAUUUCCGAGUUAGUUUGGGAUCCUUUACUCAGCGAUAAAAUAUUGGAUCUCCUUUUGCCGGUUGUUCUUAAAAAGUGUGCAAGAUCUUUACCCGAAGAAGUAGUUUUAAAGUACAUUACUACAAUAUUAAAUCUGAUGCAGAACGUUGCAAAACCAGAGAUACAUUUGAAACAAGUGUCGCCCUUGUUCUUCGAAGUGUCAUAUCCUUCUAGUAGAAAACUGUUGGUCCAAAUAGUGAACGUUAUGUUCAAAAAGUCUGACGGUUUAAAAUUGAUAUCGGAGUUAGUAGGUGAACUGAACGCUUUUGAUAAAAAGUGGGUGGAUCAACCAGACUUCGAAAGGCGCCAUAAUGCCUUCAAAAAAGUACAGGAAUAUCUGUCAGAGGGAAAAAUAGAUGCAAAGUUAGGAGUUAUAAUAAUAUAUAACUGCUGUUAUUUUAUAUCUCACGAAAGUGAUCUAUCAGCAAGGGAGAAUAGCUCACAUACCCUAAAAAAGGUAGCUGUGCAUUUAACUCAAAAUUAUCCUAGACAAUCUGAUUUGAUUUUGAACGAAACUUUAUUUAAUCUCAUACGAACUGGUUUUAAAAGUGUCAAGGAUGAAGUCCGACAUGAGUAUAUAUCUUUGUUGGGUCAUCUAGCUAGAGAGUGUCCUGAUGCACAUUUUAUCCUUAGGGAUUUGAAUAAAUACGCUAAUAAAGCUGAUCCUGAAGUUGAUUUCUUUGAAAACUUAAUCCAUCUUCAAUUACACAGACAUGCUAGAGCGUUGCUAAAGUUCUGCCAGAUUACCAAAGAGCAAACAGAAUCACCCAAUCCAAGAACUCUUACUCAAUUUAUUUUGCCCUUGGCUUCUCAUUAUUUAUAUAAGGAAAAAUACGUGAGCAAAAAUAGCGUCAUUGAUGCUGCAAUUGAAGCUGUAGGUGUGGUUUGCAGGAUUCUACCUUGGCAUCAAUAUGAAGGAGUAUUAAAGUAUUAUUUGUUGAAGUUAAGUGGAAAAUUGGAGUACCAGAAACAGCUUGUAAGAUUAAUUGUUGUUAUUUUGGACGCUUUUCAUUUUGAUCUUCGUCAUGCACAUUAUGAUAAACCACCAGUACAAGAAGAUAAAAAUAAAGUCUUUAAAAAGCGAAAAGACAAUAAAAAUAUUGUCCUUAAUGGGACACAUAUAAAUAAACAGAUUGAUACUAUUACCAAGAGUGAAAAUAAUCUCGAAACGUCUAAAACUGAAGAUGAAAUGGAAACUGAUGGUAUUAAAGAGUCGGAGGAUAAUAACGAAGAAGUUCUGGAAGAUCGUGAUAAUAACCAAGAGGAGGACGAGGAAAAAGAUGUCGAUGAAUUCCUUGAAAGUGAAGAUGAAGUUGAAGAUGAAGUAGAGGAAGAUGCCGUUGAAGAAAAAUUAAAAAUAGUAGAGAAAGUUACUAUUUUAUGUAAAUCGACAGCUACUAGGAUUGUUCGAACAUUUGAGGUGGUCCUCAUUCCAAAAUUGCACAAAUCUCUUGCGGAAAUGACGCAUCAUGAAAGUUCGCAUAAAGUAAAUAGAAAGAAGUUAGGAUUCGAAAGAGAAGAGGAAGAUCUGUUACGUGUUCCGAUUUCUUUGGCAUUGGUUAAGCUAUUGCAAAAGUUGCCAGAAAGUAUUUUGGAACAGAAUUUGCCAGGGGUAUUUAUGAAAGCAUGUACAUUUUUGAAAUCGCACCUCGAAAGUGUAAGAAAAGUGGCAAAAGAAACCCUUCAGAAGAUUAUGAUUACUCUAGGACCAAAAUACCUUUCAUUGCUCAUAGGUGAAAUGACACCUUUGUUAGGAAAAGGAUUUCAAGUUCACGUUUUAGUUUUCACCAUUCAUGGAGUUCUUAGUUGUUUGAAAGAGUACUACAAGCCGUCGGAUUUGGACCAAAUAUUGUUGACUGUGUUAGAUUUUUGUACUACUGACAUUUUUGGUACGUUAUCAGAAGAAAAGGAAGUCGCCAAGAUAGCUGUGAAAGUAGCCGAAGCUCGUCACUCAAAAUCGUACGACACGUUGCAAAUUUUAGCCCAGUACAUCACCGAAUCGUGCCUUCUUGACCUGAUCCUACCAGUUAAGAAAGUUCUGGAAAAAUCGCAUUCUUUCAAAACAGCUCACAAAGCGCAGGAAGCUCUAAGAUACAUUGCGUUAGGUUUGGUUGACAAUACUUUUGUACCUAUAGAAUCCCUAUUGAAGUUUGCUUACGGUACAUCUUCUAAAAGUAUCCCACAGUUAAUCCCUAAAGAACCGGCAAAGAAGACGGAGAAAGAAGUCGAAAAAAUGAGGAGGGAGAGAGAAGACUGCUUUAUAAUCCAAAAGAUAGCUGGAAACAGGGAUUUGUAUAGGUUACAAAAUGUUAAAACCUCGAUUAAAACCAACGCUCAUAUUCUGGUCGAGUUUGGAUUGAGAUUAUGCUUUGUAAUGCUGAAAAGAGAAAAAGUCCGCGACGAAAGUUACAAGAUGUUUAUUGAUCCGUUUAUAAAUGUUUUUAAGAAUUGUUUGAAGUCUAAACAUAUCAAGUUGAGCAGUCUGACAUUGCAGUCUUUGGUAUGGGUGAUGAAAUAUGAUUUACCUUCGUUGAAGCUCCAUAUCAAGUCUAUCGUGAAGGAGAUCUUUGCAAUUUUACAUAAAUAUGCUUCUGCCGGACUCAGUAAAGGAGAUAAUUUCGAUUUGGUUGUGGCUGCUUUUAAGGCUAUGGCUGUCCUAGUCAGAGAAGUUAAGUACCACAGCAUAGACACUAACCAACUUAAAAUCCUGCUUUUGUACGUUGAACAAGACAUACACGAUUACGAAAGGCAAGCCACAGCAUUUAAUUUGCUAAAAGCCAUUUUGUCCAGGAAAAUAGACGCUCCUGAAUUAAGUGAUGUUAUGCAAAAGGUAGCAGAGCUCAGUAUAGUUUCAGAAAUGGACCACGUUAGAGCUCAGUCCAGAGCUGUUUUUCAUCAAUAUCUUAUGGAUUAUCCGUUGGGAAAUACUUUGGAGAAGCAUUUGGGUUUUUAUAUCUCUCAGUUAGGAUAUGAGCUCAGAUUUGGAAGAGAAUCUGCGAUUGAGAUGAUUAUGACUUUGAUUAAUAGUUUUCCAUUGGAAGUACUCAAGUCACACAGCGCGACAUUACUUGUAACUUUAGGAGCUAGGCUAAUCAAUGAUGAAGAACCUGAGUGUAGAAAGAGAAUAGCCGAAUGUAUAUCUGCCAUGUUAAAAAAGCUGCCAAAAUCAGAUCGAGAUCCUUUGUUCGAAAUUGUAACCACGUGGCUCAAGGAUAAAAAUGUUAACCACAGGAGACUUGCCGCACAAAUCUGUGGUAUAUUUGUUACCAUAGAAAAAUCCAGCUUUGAAACAAGACUGUCAAGUGUCACAUCCCUAUUAUUAAAACAGUUUGGUAUCGAUAAUACUCCCGGAAGACUAGUAAGGAUAAAUAAAAAAGAAGAAACGUUUACAGAAGAACAACAACGUUCAAAAGAUCACCAUCUCUUCCAAGUACUUCAGCUGCUUUUAAAACUGUCCGCAAACUGUCCAUCUUUGUUCAAGGAUACAAAUCUAAUUGAAAAUUUGGCCGUACACAUUCAAACUUUGUUGGCGUACCCUCACGAUUGGGUUCGGUUAGGAUCGGCGCAAUUUUUAGGUUAUGUUUUGGCGCAUUUGGAUAUUGACCAUAUAACAGAGUUAUUGAUGUCGGACACGUCAGAUGAAAGCGGGUAUUUGUGCAGCGAUCCUACAAACGCUGUUAAGUCUUUGACUUUGGAUCUGUGUGAUCAACUCCAGCCAAAGAAUGUUAAAAGUGAUCUGGCUGAGCAGGUAGUCAAAAAUCUCGUCUUCAUAGCUAAAUUGUUGCAAAAUCUUCCAGUGUCAGAGAGUAAACCAAAUCUGUUGUGGUUGACAAAACGUAUGCGCAAAAUAGUCAAUACGGAAAUAGUGGAGAAUGCUGUAAGUACAACAUUGAGGACUGAAGUGUUUAAAUGGAUAGCCGGAGUUGCUGCAGCUGUAGAAAUUGAAAAUAUUUUACCUAUACUACAUCAUUUAGUAGCACCAUUGGUACGAGAAUUAGCUACUACAGAAGAGAAAAAUGCUCCCUUGAGGCAUCUAUCCAAAGAAGUAUCAACUCUAAUAAAAGCAAAAGUCGGCGUCGAAAAGUAUACUGAGACUAUAACGAAACAACAGCAAUAUCUAUCUAUUAAGAGAGCAGAAAGAAAACGGUCGAGAACGCAGCUGGCUGUGACCGAUCCAGAGAGUUUCGCCAAAAAGAAAAUCAAGAGACACGAGAAGAAGAAAGAUGCCAAGAAAAGAAAGAUAGAAUCGUUGAAAGGAACAAAGAGGAAUUUUAAGCGGCGAAAAACUACGAUUGAUUUAGAAAGUUCCGAAAUUAUUUAA